Messenger RNA from Oryza brachyantha (malo sina), 2865 nucleotides. RefSeq lists its product as uncharacterized. The transcript is spliced from 6 exons. Gene Ontology annotation, biological process: defense response to other organism. NCBI's taxonomy places the organism in Eukaryota, Viridiplantae, Streptophyta, Magnoliopsida, Poales, Poaceae. The record is from RefSeq and is a predicted model, not a curated record. The coding region runs from base 1 to 2529 and encodes 842 amino acids. Gene Ontology annotation, molecular function: ADP binding.
AUGGCCAUUGUCCUUGAUGCUUUCGCUUCCUACGUCGGCGAGCUGCUCAAGCAGGCGACCCAGGAUGAGCUCAACCUCCUCUUCGGUGUCCCCGGCGAGAUUGCCAGCCUCGAGGACAGGCUACACAGCCUCAGGGACUACCUCGCCGACACCGAGAGACGCCGCAUCACCGACGAGAGCGUGCAGGGCUGGGUCAGGGAGCUCAAGGACGCCAUCCGCAUCAAGGCGCUCAAUGCCAGGCUCGACGCCAUCUCCAAGUCCGCCUCCGCUUUUAGCUUCCUCAAGCUAGAGGCCUACGAGGACAUGGCGGUGUCCCGGCGGUCCAGCGCCGCGGACCCCCGCAAGACUGACCCGGUGCUGGAGCGGUCGGCCGUGGUCGGAGAGAAGAUCGAGGAGGACACCAGGGCGCUGGUGGAGAGGCUCACCAACGGCAAGAACGCCAUCAUCAUGAUGGUUGCCGUGGUGGGCACCGGCGGCAUUGGCAAGACGACGCUGGCGAAGAAGGUGUUCAACGACGAGGCCAUCCAGGAGGCGUUCGACAAGAAGAUAUGGCUGAGCGUAACACAAGACGUCAACGAGGUGGAGCUCCUGAGGACGGCAAUCAAGUCCGCCGGCGGAGGCAACGCUGGGGACAUCAACAAGACCCUGCUGGUGCCGGCGCUGGUCGACACCAUCAGGAACAAGAGGUUCUUCCUGGUGCUCGACGACGUGUGGAGCGACAGAGCAUGGAACGGCCUCCUCAAGGCGCCCUUCAGCCAUGGCGCCGCCGGCAGCCGCGUCCUCCUCACCACCCGCCACGACACCGUCGCCCGAGGAAUGCAAGCCGUGCACCCCUUCCACCACGUCGACAAGCUGAGCACUGAAGAUUCCUGGUCACUCCUCAAGAAACAGGUCAGGAUCAACCAUACUCCAUACGCGCUCGAAAUUGAUGACACGCUCAAGGACAUCGGAAUGGAAAUAAUACACAAAUGCGAGGGAUUACCUCUCGCUGUAAAAGUAAUGGGAGGACUGUUGUUCAUUGGCAUGUGGGUAAGCGAAGGAUUUCUUCAUGGGGACACCGAUGAUUUAGAAAAAUUAGGAGAAGCUUGUUAUAAGGAGUUAAUUGAUAGAAACCUAAUAGAGCCGGAUACAGAUUAUGCUGGCCAACUCAAGCACUUGAGGUAUAUAUUCAUAAAAUGCAGGGACAUAGCUAGACUGCUACGGAACAUCAGCAAGCUCAAAUUAUUGCAGUACCUUGAGAUUGUGUCUGAAAAUUCGGUCAAACUUCCUGAUAGCAUUGUAAAGCUAGGGCAGCUUAGGCAUCUUUACCUUCCAGGUAUAACCAUAAAUGGCAUGCCCAGACGGUUCAGUGAACUGACAAAUUUGAGGCAUUUAUACAGGUUUCCCUCACAAGCAGAUAGCGACUGGUGUAGUUUACAAGAGUUGGGGCCUCUUGCUCAGCUCCGCGAACUUUCACUAAUAAAUCUAGAGAAUGUACCUGCUACCUCCUUAGCUACAAAGGCUAGGCUUGUUGAGAAAUCACAUCUUAGCUUUUUGGGAUUAUACUGUAGCAGUAGACUUGAUGAUGAUGGAUUGGUAGUAGAUGAAGGCGUCCCCAAGGAAGAGGAGCGACUAAUCGAGGAGGUAUUGGAUGAGCUUACCCCACCUCUCUGCCUAGAAAGCAUUAGCAUCACUGGCUAUUUCGGAGAGCGAUUACCAAGGUGGAUGAUGUCAAGAGCAGCAGGUGCAUAUGAUAGGUUGUCCAUUGUGAUGAUGAAUGACCUAGCCUAUUGCACCCAGCUCCCUGAUGGCCUUUGCCGGCUCCCAUCUUUGCUCUACUUUAGUGUUAGCGGUGCCCCAGCAAUCAAGCGUGUUGGCCCUGAAUUCUUGAUUAUACAACCAUCAUCCAGCCAACGUCACCAUGCCAAUGCAUUCCCGAGGUUGAAGGACAUGAAGUUGUUAAGAAUGGUGGAGUGGGAGGAGUGGGAAUGGGACCAGCAACUGAAUAUUGUGCAGACAAUGCCUGCUUUGGAGAAGCUUAUGCUCAAAAAAUGCAAGCUGAAAUGCAUUCCUUCUGGUCUUUCCUCACAAGCAACAGCACUGAGAAUCAUGGACCUAGUUGAAAUCAAGCAGCUCAACUCUGUAGAGAGCUUUGCUUCUCUUGUCGAGCUUAAUUUGAUUAAUAACCCCGACCUAGAGAGGGUCCUGUCUCUCCCCAGGUUACGCAGGCUUGUCAUCAUCAACUGCCCAAAGAUGAGGGCAUUGGAAGAGGUGCCUGAGCUACAGAGACUGGUGCUUGAGGACUGUGACAUGGAAGAGCUCCCAGGAUACCUGCUAAAGGAUGCAAGCCCUAGGCAUCUGGUUCUGUACUGCAGCUUAAAAUUAUUGACAUCCAUAGCAGCAAAAGAAUCUGCUUCAGGGUGGAGCAAGUUAAGCCAUGUCCAACAGGUCAGUGCAUACACUGACGGGAAGCAGUGGCAUGUGUUGUACACGAGAGAUCCUUACAUCUUCGAGACAAAUAUCAGCAACAGCUCUUCUUCUUCCAAUUAAUUCUGCUGCAGCUUUAGAGGAUGGAGAGGAAUAGGACAAAUACUUCUACAGCUCAGGGUAUCCAAGGGGAUAGCCUGCAGCCAUCCACCGUGGAAGCCAUUUCCAUGAGACAUUAGUCAAUGUACAAGCUACGUUGCUGCAGCACCACUUUGUCAACCCAACAGAAGCUCCACUACUGUCGGCAAAUCUGUUUACCUAACACUCGUAGUGAUCUACAGCUCUGUACUUGAAACAGUUUGUGUUUUGUAUAUUUUCCCUUUAAUGUAAGCUUGUCAAUACACCUAGAUAUGCUACUAAUCCCUGAAAUGUUAACUGAAAGAAACAAAUAUAUUACUA